CCGGCCCGCUGGUCUUCAUUCAUCCAUUCAGCCCGGCUGGGGUGACUUUAGUUGCCGCCCAGGGCCCCUCCUCGGAGCCGUGGCCACGACUGCCGGCUCACCCGCUGUCCUGCCGCCAGAGCCCACUCCCUGCUGGUGGCAUCGUGGCCGCAGGCCCCCGCGGGAUUGUCCAGGAAGAUGGGUGCCUGCAGGAGGAAGGCCCUGACCCUGCUGAGCAGCGUCUUUGCCGUGUGCGGCCUGGGCCUGCUGGGCAUCGCGGUCAGCACGGACCACUGGCUGUACCUGGAGGAGGGCGUGGUCCUGCCCCAGAACCAGAGCACCGAGACCAAGAUGUCCCUGCACUCAGGCCUAUGGAGGGUCUGCUUCCUCGCAGGUGAGGAGCGGGGACGCUGCUUCACCAUAGAGUAUGUGAUGCCCGUGAGCACCCAGCUCGCCUCCGAGUCCACAGUCAACGUGCUCAAAAUGAUUCGCUCGGCCACGCCGUUCCCCCUGGUCAGCCUCUUCUUCAUGUUCAUUGGCUUCAUCCUGAGCAACAUUGGACACGUCCGUCCCCACAGGACAAUCCUGGCCUUUGUCUCCGGCAUCUUCUUUAUCCUCUCUGGCCUCUCGCUGGUGGUGGGCCUGGUGCUGUACAUCUCCAGCAUCAACGAUGAGGUGCUCAACAGGACCAAGGAUGCGGAGACCUACUUCACCUACAAGUACGGAUGGUCCUUUGCCUUCGCCGCCAUCUCCUUCCUCUUAACGGAGAGUGCGGGGGUGAUGGCCGUGUACCUGUUCAUGAAGAGGUGCACCGCCGAGGACGUGUACAGGCCUCACCCCGGCUUCUACCGCCCGCGUCUGAGCAACUGCUCCGAUCACUCGGGCCAGUUCCUGCACCCGGACGCCUGGGCGCGAGGCCGCAGCCCGUCCGACAUCUCCAGCGACGUCUCCCUGCAGAUGAACAGCAGCUACCCAGCCCUGCUCAAGUGCCCCGACUACCGCCAGGUGUCUUCCUCCCCCUGCUGAGUCCCCGCCCCGGACUGCCGUGCCCAGACAGCCUUCCCUGCCCCCGCUGCCCUUGGUCUACGGCCGGCUGUCCCCGUGCUUAGCUGUUUUCACCUGACCCGUGUCCCCUCCCUGCUCGCCCAGAGGAGCUCCUGCAGCCCAGGGUGGGUGUCGGGAGUCUGGCGCCAGCGAGCGGAUGACGGGUUGAGAGCUGGGAGUCCCCCCGCCUCUUGAGUGCCAGUCAUUGGGCGCUCUCCUUCCCUGGGAGGGGUGGGCCUUCCAGCUCUGUCUUCCCCGCCGCACCCUACGUCAUGGACCCAGGCCAAGGCCAGCUCUGCGAUGCCAGGUUCCUUCCAGAGACCCAGCUGGACUUGGGAGCUUGCCAACUGGCCUGGCCCUCGCGUCGUGAUCUGGGCUAUGGG
This is a messenger RNA of Lagenorhynchus albirostris (white-beaked dolphin), 1406 nucleotides long. RefSeq names its product calcium voltage-gated channel auxiliary subunit gamma 5 (gene CACNG5). Gene Ontology annotation, molecular function: voltage-gated calcium channel activity; channel regulator activity. Gene Ontology annotation, cellular component: postsynaptic density membrane; AMPA glutamate receptor complex. Lineage: Eukaryota; Metazoa; Chordata; Mammalia; Artiodactyla; Delphinidae. The record is from RefSeq and is a predicted model, not a curated record. The coding region runs from base 178 to 1005 and encodes 275 amino acids. The transcript is spliced from 5 exons. Gene Ontology annotation, biological process: positive regulation of synaptic transmission, glutamatergic; transmission of nerve impulse; calcium ion transport.